Molecule: messenger RNA, 1770 nt
Organism: Vicia villosa (hairy vetch)
Lineage: Eukaryota; Viridiplantae; Streptophyta; Magnoliopsida; Fabales; Fabaceae
Product: 7-deoxyloganetin glucosyltransferase-like
Exons: 2
Coding region: 70-1536 (488 amino acids)
Molecular function (GO): UDP-glycosyltransferase activity
Source: RefSeq, a predicted model, not a curated record
AGCAUAUUGUUCUUUACUUGAUUACUCAUCUCUUUGCUCUUUGAGUGCUAGCUUAGUUGUUCAUGUAAGAUGAGUUUACUAGCUAGAACCAUGAAGCCACAUGCUCUUCUUAUUCCAUUUCCAAUACAAGGUCACAUAAAUCCAUUUCUCAAACUAGCAAAGAUCCUUCACAACAAAGGCUUCUACAUAACAUUUCUCAACACUGAAUUCAACCACAAACGUUUGCUCAAAUCCUUAGGUUCUGAUGAUUUUCUCAAUGGCUUAUCAGAUUUCAAAUUUGAGACCAUUCCAGAUGGUCUCCCUCCCACAAACAACUUGGAUGCAACUCAAAGUAUUCCGGAUCUUUGUGACUCUACCAGUAAAAACUGUUUGGGACCAUUGUGUGACCUUAUAUCAAAACUUAAUGAUCCUCCAGUUACUUGCUUGAUCACUGAUGGUAUCAUGUCUUUCACUAUUCAAGCUUCUCAACAAUUUGGGUUGCCUAAUGUUCUCUUUUGGGCUCAUAGUGCUUGUGGUUUUAUGGGCUUCAAAGAGUGCAAGAAUCUCAUGGAAAAAGGCAUAACACCACUUAAAGAUGCAAGUUAUCUGAGAAAUGGUUAUUUGGACACCAUCAUAGACUGGAUCCCUGGCAUGAAAAAUAUCACAUUAAGAGAUCUUCCUGGUAUAUAUCGUACAACAGAACCAAAUAAUCCACUUAUAAACUUUGUGGCAGAACAAAUUGAAACAGCUUCAAAAGCUUCUGCUAUUAUUCUACCAACUUUUGACGCAUUAGAAUCUAAUGUGUUGAAUGAACUCUUUACAAUGUUUCCUAAACUCUACACAAUAGGCCCUCUUGAGUUAUUCCUUGAUAAAAUUUCAAAAAAUAAUGAAUUUGAAUCUAUCAAAUGUAAUUUGUGGAAAGAAGAAAAUGAGUGUCUCAAAUGGCUUGACUCACAAGAACCAAAUUCCGUUCUGUAUGUGAAUUUUGGUAGUGUUAUAGUUAUGAACUAUAAUCAACUUGUUGAAUUGGCUUGGGGAAUUUCAAAUAGUAAGAAGAAAUUCUUGUGGGUGAUUAGGCCUGAUAUAGUUAAAGAUAAAGGUGACAGUGAAGGUGAAAGUGAAAGAUUACUUGUGCCACAAGAAAUUGUGCAAGAAACUAAAGAUAGAGGACUUAUGGUAGGUUGGUGUCCACAAGAGAAGGUUCUAAAGCACGAAGCUGUGGGAGGAUUUUUGAGUCAUUGUGGUUGGAAUUCAACAAUUGAAAGUAUAUGCAAUGGUGUUCCAUUGAUUUGUUGUCCAUAUUUCAAUGAUCAAUUUACCAAUUGCAAAUAUAUUUGUAGUGAAUGGAAAUUUGGAAUGGUGAUGGAUAGUGAUAAUGUAACAAGAGAUGAAGUUGAAAAGGUUGUGGUAGAGUUAUUAGAGGGUGAAAAGGGUAAGGAGAUGAAGAGAAAAGCAAGUGAGUGGAAGAAACUUGCAGAAGAAGCAACUGAUUUUGAUGGUUCAUCCUAUUUGAAUUUGGAAAAAUUGGUAACUGAAGUGCUGUUAUUCAAGAGUUAAGGCUAGAAGAGAAAUUAUUGAUUAAUGAUAUUGUAUUUCUAAUUAUUCAUAUUUUAAGUUCUUAAUUGUAUGAGAUCAUUUUCCAUACUUGAUUUGAUUUGGAUGUAAAAUCAAUUGUAUGAUGUUCUGUAGUUCCUGAGUGCUUUUUUAAUGAAUAAUAGAAAUGUUAGAGGUGAAACUUGAAAGUUGACUAUUGUGAAAUAAACGCAUGUUCUAGAAAAUUACUUUGAAAAA